GAUGGAGGGGGGGGUUGAACGAUCGAGGGAGCAGCAGUCGUUCAGGGAGCGCGCGUGAGGGAGGGAGGAAAAGACGCGAGAGGAAGAGGAGAGAGAGAGUGAAAAGAGAGAGAGAGGAGGAGGAGGGGGACCCUGCGUGGAGAGUGCGUUGGCAGAGUGUGCCUUCUCUUUUUCCAGCAGCGGGAGAAAUGCGCGUAACGCGCCGCGCAGAGCGCUGAUCAGCAUCCGCGCGCCGUGCGCACUCCAAGAGCGAGAGUCGCCGCGGGGGCGCAGCGGAGCGGAGCGGAGCUCGCACACUCCUGAAGGGGGGAGAGGGAAAAGAAGAUGCCAACCGUUCCGCCAGUGACUGGGAGUUAAUCUGCCACUUGGAGCGACUCUGGCGCACCAAAGCGCGCGCGCGCGCAUACCUGCUCCUGAUUUUUUUUUAUUAUUUUUUGGGAUUCAUUCUGCGGGAUCGGAGUUUUCCGUGCUUGAAACUGGACUAUCAGCUGAGCGAUGAAUGAAAAGGCUUACAGGGACGGAGUCCGUGCGCGUGUGUGAGCCUGAGGUGCGUGGAGAGUCUCCGUGUCGGGAAAAAUAACCCCCCCUCCCCAAAAAAAGCCCUCAUCCUUCCUCCCUAUAGCCGAGGAUGCAGCUGCUCAGAGUUGCGUGGGCUCUAACCGGAGCGGCGAUCUGCUGCUUCCUCAUCCUGCUCAUCCACUCCCGUCUCCUCCAAGAAGGCCAGCUGGCAGCGGGGACAUGCGAGAUUGUGACGUUGGACAGGGACAGCAGCCAACCACGGAGAACCAUCGCCAGGCAGACGGCCCGCUGCGCUUGUAAGAAGGGCCAGAUCGCUGGGACUACGAGAGCCAGGCCCGCCUGCGUGGAUGCUGGCAUUGUUCGGAAGAAGCAGUGGUGUGAGAUGGUGCCGUGUUUGGAGGACGAGGGCUGUGACCUGUUAGUCAAUAAAUCUGGAUGGACUUGUACACAGCCUGGAGGUCGAGUCAAAACCACUACGGCUCUAUGACGCGACAAGAGUCCCCCUCAACAUUCUUGCACUGUGGAGAGCAUUGAUGACCCCUUGACAGACAGCCAAAACCCACCUACCAACACCACCACCAUCACAGCAGCUCCAUCAACACCCCCUGGUGCCACAAAGACACGAAGAAACACAAGCAGCUUACCGACACCAAACGCUUCAUGGAAGCAGCAAGGUUUCGUAACAGUCGGGAAUGGGAAUACCUGGGAGUCGACUGUCUGAUGGCUGCAAACCCAUCCAUGGAUCGUGGACAAACUGGCUACGAAACACUUCUCCUCCCGCGGGGCCGGCCUGUCCGCAUUUCUGACCUCCCCCUCCGCCGCUGUCUGUCGCUGGGUCAACCUAUCCACCUCCUCGCCACUGCAUUUGCCUGCUCUGUGAAAAUUAGCAGCAACCUGCUCACGCCACGGAGGGUUGGACUCCUUACAGUCCCGUGAAUGGUUUUUUUGCCAUUGGAAGCCCACUUCUGCGAGCUGCUAGCCACAUCAAACUUACCGGAGUCCCCACAUCUCUUUGGUGCAGGAGUUUGGAGAACGUAGAUGGGAUCUCUGUCGCUUCUUGGACCGUCUGGUUAAGGCCAUUAGGAAGUGAAUGCUCUAUGCUGUGAAUAGGCCUUCUGCUGGAGUAAACCACCCAUAUUUUUAUAGACCAAAGAACAAAACUGGAGAGAAGCAUCAGGCACCGACCACUUUCCCCACGGAGGGUUGGUGCACAAGUGGACCGAUGCAAACUUUUUCCAACCGGUGGCAGACUAAAUGUACACAGACAGUGGAGUACUUUCAAAACUGUUCGGAUAUUUUCCUUUAUGGUUUUUUUUGUUUUUUUUUUCCUUUCAGACUAAGUCCACCUCUGUAUUUUGGAACUGGAAAUAUACAUACUACAUACAUAUUACUGUGUAUCGAAAAAAAGAAAUCCGAUUUGCAUUUUUAAGUAGGUCUGAACAGUUUGCUGGAGGAACUGUCGGGUAGACGGCGAAGGAAAAGAGGGCAAAUCGCAACAGACGGGAACGUCACCUACAGAGAGUAUAGUUGAAAAAAGGGACGGGAAAGAGAAAUGUCACUAAAUGUAUUUUGAGAGGCCCUAAAAAGUUAUAUAUUUAACAGUUUUAUAUGUUGUACCUUUGUAGAGAAGCUUACUGGACUAUAAUGUGGUCACAAUGGCAGUUUAAUAGGAUGUGAACAAAUGCUGUCGUCCUCAUUACUGCUGGCUCGUAGUCUCCGGUUUUCUGUUCACACCUCGGUAGCUGCUUUCUUUUCAUGGUCAUCUUCGAGUCGAUCAAAACCAUUUAUGGGAUAAAAAGAAAAAACAAAAAAAAAACAAAAAAAAAGGGAAAGACGCAAUUUUAUCGAGGACUGAUCUGCAGUCAACUGAACAUUGUAAAUCUAUGGUAGUCAGUGGAAGCCAUUGAAAUCUGCUAAUUUGCUAUGAUAUUGUAUUGUACACGGUGUGGAAUACUGAACCAUUUCCUCUCUAUGG
This is a messenger RNA of Oryzias melastigma (Indian medaka), 2494 nucleotides long. RefSeq names its product TAFA chemokine like family member 5 (gene tafa5). Gene Ontology annotation, biological process: G protein-coupled receptor signaling pathway. Gene Ontology annotation, molecular function: receptor ligand activity; G protein-coupled receptor binding. The transcript is spliced from 5 exons. The coding region runs from base 629 to 1006 and encodes 125 amino acids. The record is from RefSeq and is a predicted model, not a curated record. Lineage: Eukaryota; Metazoa; Chordata; Actinopteri; Beloniformes; Adrianichthyidae.